Messenger RNA from Scophthalmus maximus (turbot), 3716 nucleotides. It is a transcript of the gene il21r.1, whose product is annotated as interleukin 21 receptor, tandem duplicate 1. Gene Ontology annotation, cellular component: external side of plasma membrane. Gene Ontology annotation, biological process: immunoglobulin mediated immune response; cytokine-mediated signaling pathway. Gene Ontology annotation, molecular function: cytokine receptor activity; protein binding. Bases 1003 to 2640 code for a protein of 545 amino acids. Lineage: Eukaryota; Metazoa; Chordata; Actinopteri; Pleuronectiformes; Scophthalmidae. The record is from RefSeq and is a predicted model, not a curated record. The transcript has 11 exons.
CCAGUGUGCAAAGUUACAUCCUCAAUGUGGGAUCAGUUCCUCGAUCUGCUUUGAGUAUGAGCAACAAUCGCUUCAGUCAGGAGAUUCCUGCUUCCCUUGUGACCGUAGCCUUAAACUUUCCCUCUAUCACAGGACACUUUGACAGUGGGAAGAAAGGAUUCCAAUGAACAUCAGCAAAUUCUGGAUGCAAACGUCCCGCAGUCAGUCCAGAAACUGAACUGAAAACAGUUUUGAACACGACCGUGAAAAUAGACAUGCUGACUGAGAGAGCCAGAACUGCAGAUCUCACUAAUCGGGAAGGAAGAGUGACUAGAAUAGUUGAACUUUAUUUAUACCCAAUGGGGCAAUUAGCUGCGCAGCAUUAAUCCAAAAGUGAAGUGAAAGUGCUUUUGGAGCUGUGUACGAAAAAAAAGCUGUAAUAUCUUUCGAGGAGGUGGAAUCAUUUACAGUGUGACCUCCAGUAUUUACAGAAAGGCUGUUGACCUGUUGUGUCGGUCUGAACCUACUUCCCUUGCGCGUGAUGAGAGGGUUCUCUGUUUGCUCAGAAACAUCAUUGACACUGUUGAAAUAGCAACCUCUCAACCUCCCUCGGCUCUCGGCAAAGGUGACAUUCGUGCAGCUCCAGCGACACAGAUCCGCAAACAUAAAGUGGGUGUGGUUUUUCGCCACAUUUUGAAACGUUACCUGGAGAAAAAAAAUCAAUCAAAGAUCUCGCCUUGGGCACCAACAUUGCCACGCAGCAAUGUGGAUGCGGUGGAAAGGCACCACACAGUCACAGAGGGUCUGAAACCACAUCCUGAGUCACGCCGCUGACAAUGACGCCUUCGCUCUGACACAGGCUGAAUCUUAUUCCACUAAACGUUCGCACACAGACAUCAGUGCGUGAGUGACUCAGGCAGCCGGGUGACCGAUUAAGAGGCAGGAUUUUUCAUUUCAAUAAAUAAUACAAGCUGCUGUGUUUCCCUGCGUCUAACCAGCGACUGAUAACAUUGGGUAAUCCCCAUGGCUCUUAAACCUGCGUGCUUAUUGUUUCUGUGGGACCUCACUUUGUUGAUACAUUGUGUCACGUCUUUGUGCAAUGUCACCUGCUCGACGGACUACAUUGUCUCACUGAAUUGCUCCUGUUCCGGUACUGUGCCAACAUAUCCUGUCCUACUUCAAGUCAGUUGCAGCAACGGAGAUGAAGAAGUUAAUGGCAGCUGUGAAGUCCAACUGCCUCAAUCCUGGUGCGUAAUGAAUCUGGAGUACCUCGAAGACGUGGCGUCCAUCGGGACCAUGUGCACUGCGACAGCCAGUCACCAAGGCGAUCAAGUAGUAACGCAGGCCAGUGGGUCAUCCACCUGGGCUCUGAGUGAUGUGGUGAAACCUCAGCCUCCUUUCGAUGUUCAAGUGACAAACAGCGACGGAUCCUACAACAUCACCUGGGCCAACCACCACCAAAAAGACUGUCUCCUAUACAGGGUGCGCAUACGCGAGAGCAAAGACUUGACAAAGGAUCCAGUUCAUUCCCUCCUCAUGGAGACAACGUACAUGCGGUUGCACCAGGACAAACUCCAGCCGCACGUCGCCUACACUGUGGACGUUCAGGCGAAAAUGUGUCCUGAAAAUGUUUAUCGCGGCCCGUGGAGCGAGUGGGGCGCCUCUGUGGAAUGGAGAACGACAGGGACUUCAGGAGAGGUUGAAGGGAUUUACAGAUAUUGGUGUUUUGUCCUUCUUCCCAUCUCCCUGGCCCUCUGCCUCCUGUUGCUGCAUUAUCUAAAAAAGACGUUUUGGCUGAAGAAGCUCCGGGUGCUCACGUUCAUCCCCGGGCCAAAAGUGUUUUUCGAGCCCCUCUACCAGGACUAUGGGGGGAACUUCAAGGAGUGGGUGAGGCCCUUAUUCAGCGAGUACGAUUACCCGAGGAUCAACUCGCACGCUCAGCUGAUGAGCGAAAAGCAGGACCGCGUCCUCCAGUGGAGCAAGGAGACGAAGACCCACAGGGAGGACGACGAGGCGACAGGAGGUGGCCGUUCCCUCCACAUGCUGUGGCCUCCCGGCAACGGGCUGCCGCACUUCCCGGGCGAGGGCGGCUCACAGGGCACCGGCCACUCGGUGGGACUCCUCUCCAUCCACACCGUCACCCUGUCGGGAGAGGAGUUUGAGGUGGAGGAGGUGAUGUCCCGGAGCUCCGUGAGCACGCUCAGAAGUUACCAAGACGGACAGAGCUUUGGGUCGUUUGAAGGGGACAACAGCGGGCAUGCCGGGUAUGAUUUAGAGACACCUCGGCUGGAUAGAAAAAACUGCGGGAUGUCACCGCAGCAUGAAAACCAAGCAGCCGACGGGUUAUCGGCAGAUGGUAUAAACUUCCAGCCGCGUGCCCAGUUUUUCGACGAGCCCGAGAGGCUGUCGCUCGACUCGUUCGCCUCGAACGAGCAGUCGGAGGACGGCUACCCUCGCGUGGACCUGGACACCGUCGACAGCGGUUUCGUGGAGUGCGGCAGCCCCGGGGUCUCAGACUCGGACGCGGGAGAGCAGGCAUACGCCGAUUUGUUCCACGAGCACAAAAACUCUAAUUCUAACUACGUCAAGCAGUGGAUGGUAUGUAACGCUAUACAGGAGGACCCCGGCAGCCCAGACAGUGAACUGCGUGAAACACACUGAGUGUUUUCUCGCCGCUUCCCCGCCACUCUCACAGCGCGUGGGCGCCGCGCAUUUUCCAACAUGGACAUUGUUGUUGGCGUUUUCACAGCAGACGUUGGAAUUAAAAGAAGGUUCUAGUUGUCUGGACAGAAUAUAAUCCUGUAUGUUGGGUUCACCUUGAAAUGUGAAGCUGUGCACACUUUGUAGUAUGUAUGUAUAUAAUCAGAUUCCUUUAUUUGCAAACUGUUUUUGUGUUUUUUGCUUUUUAAAAGGUGCAAUGUCAUCUCUGUCUAAAUGUCUUCUUAAAGAAUCGCUGAAAUGUUAGUCUCAAGGAUCAAACCAAUUAUGCACCGGAUCAAUUUAUUAAUAGAUCAUAAUCAAAAGGCAUAGUCUCAAAUCAGUCCAAUGGCACACUCCAGACCUCACAGACUUACGACGUAUGGUCCAUAUUUGCUUUGGUUGAAACGCCUGGAGAAAUGUUGGUUUUUUUUUUGUCACGUUGUCGUCGUGUUUCACACAGCUUCAUGUUCGCGCUGCAACAGCUUUUACUGCAGCGCAACGCAUGUACGCCGCCUUAUCAAGAUGUCUGAUAAAGUUGAGCUUUUUCUUGCGAGUGCAUUUUAACUGCAACCACUGUCGCCAUCCGUCCUGUUUUGUCCUGUUUUUGUCAGAAAAGUCAGCACAAAAAUGUGACCGUCUCUGAACUCGGAUCGUGAUUAUUUAUGUAAACUAUGUCAUUGCCAUCACCACCCUUUAUUUCUUCCAGCAAACGGCAUGUUUUCACAUGUUGUAUAGUAGCUGUACAUUCACAACAAUGGAGGCGCGACUGCAGUGUGCCACGUGAAAAUGGACAAACUAACUCAUCAGGAUAUUUCAUAGAGAUUCAGAGCACAUAGUUGUCAGCUUUGGGUGAAUAUCAGUGACUAAUAAUUUCUAACAGUGUUAAAGUGUCUGAGGGUGGAUUGUUCCUACUUGACAGGGCUCCUGAUGUGAGUGGGAGGGGGGGAAGUGUGCCUCAUUUACUUUCCACAGUCCUGAAUUUACCUGCCAGCUACUUCAAUCACUUAUUAAAGCACAGGUCUGUUUCGUCAUCUUCA